Phoenix dactylifera (date palm) is the source of this 866-nucleotide messenger RNA. RefSeq names its product RING-H2 finger protein ATL78-like. Lineage: Eukaryota; Viridiplantae; Streptophyta; Magnoliopsida; Arecales; Arecaceae. Gene Ontology annotation, biological process: protein ubiquitination. The record is from RefSeq and is a predicted model, not a curated record. Gene Ontology annotation, molecular function: transferase activity.
CUGUAAGUCCUACAACCAUGUCUUCUACUUCCUCCACUUCUCCGGCUAUCGUCCAUUCUGUAAUUAGAGACUUCUACUAUAGAAGGCUUCUACUCCACACUCCCCUCUAUAAACAACCCACUCAACUAAACCCAUCAUGGACCGGCCUGGGCGGUUCUGAGCCGGAUUCCGGCAGACCGGUGAGUAGCUUAGAUGCCAACGUCGUCAUGAUCCUCGCCGUCCUCCUAUGUGCUUUAAUAUGUGCGCUAGGACUCAAUUCCAUCGUCCGGUGCGCACUCCGGUGCUCGAACCCGAUGGCGGUCGAGCCCGAGACCGACCCGGUGGCCCUCCGGUUCGCCCAGACCGGGAAAAGGAGGAAGGCCCUCCGAGACCUGCCCACCCUGGUCUACUCGGCCGGGCUCAAGCUCGAUGGGGCUAACACAGAGUGUGCCAUCUGUCUCUCGGAUUUCGUGCCUGGGGAAAGGGUCCGGUUCCUGCCCAAGUGCAACCAUGGGUUCCAUGUUAGGUGCGUCGACCGGUGGCUCAUCGCACGGUCGUCGUGCCCGACCUGCCGGCAAUGUUUGUUUUGUUCGAACCCGAAGACCUCCGAUUGCGCCGAGGUGAAUCAGCCCGGCCGAGCACCGGUUCAGGAAGUCCUAGUGCCGUUGGAACCAGAAGGUUUGAUUACUAGUUAUUAAUCUUAGCAAGGGAUUGUUAGUUGGAUUUUAUAUAAAUAUAUUGGGCAAAACAGGGCUGUUGACGACUUGAAUUCACUUCAGAGUUCCAAAUGUAUGUAAGCCGUAUAUACUGAGCAGCUGAAAAGUUUUGAGUGUAUGUACAGUAAAAGAAUAUAUAUAAAGAGAAGAGUGCUGUGCUUACUUUUUUAA